Trichomonas vaginalis G3 is the source of this 258-nucleotide messenger RNA. RefSeq lists its product as uncharacterized. Bases 1 to 258 code for a protein of 85 amino acids. The transcript has a single exon. NCBI's taxonomy places the organism in Eukaryota, Parabasalia, Trichomonadida, Trichomonadidae. The record is from RefSeq and is a predicted model, not a curated record.
AUGUUGCCAAAUGAUAGUUAUAAUGAUCGUGGUGGCUAUGGCUGCGAUAGAACAAGUUAUGGUGGAAGCUUUGAACCUAAAAUUCAAAUAAAAUCAAAUUCAAACCAAAAGAAAAAUCCAAAAUCAUUAAAUGAAAGUGAAGAAGUUGAAGGACCAACAUUUGAUGAACUUGAUCAAGCUAGAGAUCUAAUUGUUAAGCAAAAUACUAAAUAUGAAACAACUCGAACUGAAAUUUUGCCGGGGGAUGACUGGAACUGA